AUGUCAUUGGCGGAUGUUGCUAUUGCCGAAGAUGCUGUUGAAGACGAUAAUGAUGAAGCUGUGUUAAGAUCGUUGGAUGAUGUAGCCAAUUUGAUUGUUGUUGCCAAUAACGAAGAAGAUGAUGAUGACACCGCCGGAGUUGUUGUUGCUGGUAGUCUACUGCGAUUACGAUUGUAUUUAGAGGUCGUUUGCAAUUCAGUUAGUGUCGUUGUGGUUAAUUCAUUGUUGUUGUUGUUGUUAGUAGUAGUUAUUCCUGUUGUUGUUGUUGCGGAGUUCGAACCAGUUGCCGUUGUAUUAAUUAUACGCCGCCGUACGCUGAAUGCAGGUCGUCGUGAAACUGCGCCUGGACAUCGUGUACCACGUUACUCAUUAGUAAAUUGGGGCAUUUGUGUACCGUCCUCAUGUACCUACAAAGACGUAGAAUACAGUGUUAAGGAAUAUCUAAAUAACAUGACCGAAUCUACCGGCAUAUCGUUUCAAGUGCGCGUAGAACCCAAAAUGUGUCAAUCAAACCACAAUAAACCUUGGGAUCGUAACACUACCGUAGCUGUGCGUUUCUUCCUUAUCAUACUGUCUAUAGCUGCAUUGUCAACAAUUUACGAACGCUGCACAAAAAAUCAAAAACAGAAUGAAUGGUUUACUGCAUUUUCAUUGGACAAGAAUUUACGUUGGCUAUUUAAAACAAGCUCAUCUCCCGAUGACAUACAAGCUGUACAUGGCAUACGUUUCCUUAAUGCGGCUAUGUUAUUAUUCUCACACAAAUCAAUGGCCAUGUUCUUCAAUCCUUACAACAAUCGUACUGACAUGUCUGAGAGUUUGGGUCGACCAUGGACGGUCAUUGGUCGCGCUGCAUCCCUUUACACCGAUCCAUUUUUAUUAUUUAGUGGCAUGUUAACUGCUUACUCAUUAUUCGGUCGUUUAAAUAAAGGACAACCAAUACGCCUAAAAAAUGAAUAUAUCAGCCGAUUAAUGCGAAUCGUGCCACCACUCGCUGCCUUAAUACUUUUCUGUACUUACAUUUUGCCAAUGUGGGGUUCAGGACCUCAGUGGAAUCUGGUUGUUGGACAUCAUGCAGAUAUAUGCAAGAAAAACUGGUGGCGCAACUUGCUUUUUAUACAUAACUAUUUUGGUUUCAGUGAAAUGUGCUUAACACACACACAUCAUCUCGGUAUCGAUACAGAAUUAUUUGCGGUUGCACCACUUAUGAUACUUGGUUUAUGGAAAUGGCCACGAAAGGGCCUUAUUACUUUAAUAUUAUUGGGUGCUAUUGGUACCGGUGCACGUUAUUACACAACCAUUGUAAAUCAAUUGUCUAACUACAUAUACUUUGGCACCAACAUACAACGUCUCUUCCGUACUGCUGACUAUAUGUAUUCUUUCCCACCACAUCGUUCAACAGUCUAUAUUAUGGGCAUUUUAUUGGGUUAUGCCUUACGUAAAUUCAAAAAUGUCACACUUACAAAAACGCAGCUACGUGUCGGUUGGAUUGUAGCCACUUUAUGUGUGUUAGCAUCAGUGUUGGGUCCAGCACCUAUGGGUCAUAUUGACUAUACAUACAAUUCCACACAUGCAGCAAUCUAUGCCGCCUUUGCGCCUAUAGCCUGGUGUAUAUUUUUCUCUUGGAUUGUAUUUGUGUCGCACAAUGGUCAUACAAAUAAACUCACAAAUAUGUUGUCCUGGAGUGGUUUCCAGGUAUCUACUAAGCUUUCAUAUGCCAUCUACCUUACACAAUUUCCAGUAUUCUUUUUUAAUGUGGGCAGACGCCGUCAUAUACAUCACUACUACAAUUUUGUUUCAAUAAUUCUUGACACAAAUGAAUUUAUUUCCAUAUUCCUGGCGUCUGUGGCGUUGACUAUCUUAUUUGAUGCGCCCUUCCAAAACAUAAAAAAACUGCUACUGAAGCGUUCCCCAACAACCAAAGCACAAGUCAGACCCGCAACUUCAACUGAAACAAGUCAAAACUGUGAUUUGAACUCAAACAAUGCACAAGUACUAACGACGUCGACUCCAGCGCAAGCGUCUACGCUGAAUUCAACGCCGACGUCGGCAUCAGCGCUAGCGUCAAAGCACGAGCACGCUGAUUAGUUGGUAGUUGAUUUCUUAGGUUAAAUACUCUUGUAAAAUAAUUUAAAUUUUAUUCUUAAGUUAGCCCUUAGUUUAUAAAGAAAUUAGUGCAAGUUAGUCUGUAAGAGUCUGCCUCCUCCUCUACCCUCCAUUGUAUACCACAACUAGGCUAGUAUAUAUUUUGCAAAAUAUCUUUCGAAAUGGAUUUAAUCUUCUUUGACACUUCAUGCUUUUGUAUAUUUUUUUAUAUUUUCCUAUUUAUGUUAAGUAAUUAAAGAG
Teleopsis dalmanni is the source of this 2343-nucleotide messenger RNA. RefSeq names its product nose resistant to fluoxetine protein 6-like. NCBI's taxonomy places the organism in Eukaryota, Metazoa, Arthropoda, Insecta, Diptera, Diopsidae. The transcript has 11 exons. The record is from RefSeq and is a predicted model, not a curated record. Bases 1 to 2085 code for a protein of 694 amino acids. Gene Ontology annotation, molecular function: acyltransferase activity, transferring groups other than amino-acyl groups.